UUACUAAUUGCUUCCUCAAUUCAUUUUGAAUGAGUAGGCAAAUAAUAGGCAUAUUUAUUUAUGGAGAAGAAAUAAGGAUACAUUAUUAGUUAAAAUAUUUGUAAAAAAUCAAGAAAAAUAUGCCAGGGCAGAAGUAGAAAGGUUGAGUUUUUGUAGCUUUGGGAGAGAAGAAGGUGAAUAAUGUGGUUUCUUAGCAAAAAGGGUCUUUCUGGAUUCUCCCCAAACUCAACUGCUGAGGAAGUAACUCAAGCAAUUGAUGGCUCUGCUCUUACUGCCAUUGUUACAGGAGCAUCAAGUGGGAUUGGUGCGGAAACUGCACGUGUUCUUGCAUUGCGAGGUGUGCAUGUAAUUAUGGGGGUAAGGAAUAUCUCUGCUGGAAAACAGGUUAAAGAGACGAUAACUAAAGCUGUACCGCAAGCUAAAAUUGAUGCCUUGGAGUUGGAUCUCAGUUCACUUGCAUCUGUGAGGAAUUUCGCAUCAAAUUACAAUUCUUUAGGCCUUCCUCUAAACCUGCUUAUUAACAAUGCAGGAAUCAUGGCAACCCCAUUCGCACUUUCCAAGGAUAACAUUGAGCUGCAAUUUGCAACAAACCAUGUCGGCCACUUCCUUUUGACAAAUUUAUUGCUGGACACCAUGAAAAAAACAGCUCGUGAGAGUAGAAAGGAAGGGAGGAUUGUUAAUGUCUCCUCACGUCGCCACAAAUUUUCUUACAAUGAAGGGAUUCGGUUUGACAAGAUUAAUGAUCAAUCAGGGUAUAAUAGACUGUCUGCAUAUGGUCAGUCAAAGCUUGCGAAUGUGCUGCAUACUAAUGAACUUGCUAGACAUCUAAAGGAUGAGGGUGUGGAGAUUACAGCGAAUUCGCUUCAUCCAGGAGCCAUUGCCACCAACCUUUUCCGUCAGAACAGCAUCAUCAGUGGCAUUGUUAAUGUCAUUGGCAAGCAUGUGAUGAAAAAUGUUGAGCAGGGAGCUGCAACAACUUGUUAUGUGGCUUUGCAUCCUGAUGUUAAAGGUGUAAGUGGCAAAUAUUAUGCAGACUGCAACAUAGCUGAGGCAAGCCCCCAAGCUAACGAUGCUGGAUUGGCAAAAAGAAUGUGGGAUUUUACCAUGAGUUUAGUUCACUAACAUGCAAUUUUAAACCUUGCUUUCGCGUAAAGAGGAUUCGCACGUUGCUGUGUUGUGUAUCGUGUAGUUUGUAAAGCAUUACAACACUGGGAAUCUCAAACCAGGUGGCCUUUGGCUCAUCUCAUGUUGUGCAUUUACAGCAUAUAGCCAGUUUCUUUGAAACUAUUUUAUAAAGGGCUAUGUGGUUAUUUUGAAAUCUGUUUUACAAAGAUAAUUUUGAACAUCUUUGAUGGUUUACCUAUUUUGGUACAAAACAUCACUUACAAGGGAAUGGAGACUAAUACACUCCUUGGUGUGAGGUAUAAGAAAUAAUAAUCUAGA
Molecule: messenger RNA, 1443 nt
Organism: Solanum lycopersicum (tomato)
Lineage: Eukaryota; Viridiplantae; Streptophyta; Magnoliopsida; Solanales; Solanaceae
Product: short-chain dehydrogenase TIC 32, chloroplastic-like
Source: RefSeq, a predicted model, not a curated record